This is a messenger RNA of Saccharomyces eubayanus, 1776 nucleotides long. It is a transcript of the gene MDM30, whose product is annotated as SCF ubiquitin ligase complex subunit MDM30. Bases 1 to 1776 code for a protein of 591 amino acids. Gene Ontology annotation, molecular function: protein binding. Lineage: Eukaryota; Fungi; Ascomycota; Saccharomycetes; Saccharomycetales; Saccharomycetaceae. The record is from RefSeq and is a predicted model, not a curated record. The transcript has a single exon.
AUGACAAAGAGGAGAAGCCUCUAUAUGGUUGGUUCUACCUUAACAAUAGAUCAUUUACCUCCAGAAAUAUGGCUGCUCAUUUCGAGGUUACUGCAGACAUCUGAUUUGCACAGCCUAUGCUUAACUAACAGGAGGCUGUAUUUGACAAUAGUUGCGGAUGAAAUUUGGAAAAAACGGUGCUACGAUCGAUGGAUUAUUCAGGAGAACUUGGAUAUUUUAGCCGAUAAUGAUUACGAUCCAAUACCAGUGUGUCAGUGGCAUUCUUACUAUUUACAAAGAGCAAAGUGGGAAAACAAAAUCUUUUCUUUAUUGUGGGAAUUAACCAUGGAGACGCAGCCUCAAGCUUUCAGAGAAAAAUACUUUCAUAUCCUUCAAUUUGAGCAUCACAAAUUGGCCACGUUCCUUCACAGGAUCAUUAAACAAGGUUAUAUCCCUGAUAAAAGGCGGCUUGAUUUACUUACAUAUGCCAAUUAUCUGUUGAAGAAUAUAAGGCAUAAGUAUGUAUUCCCUUUAUUUUAUCCAAUGAAUGCCACAGAACUGAAAGACUUAAACACAAUGGCUUCAAGAGAUGCGGAAAUGAUAUACUUAAGACUAUCCGCCAUUGAUACUUCUUUUUAUGAUUUAUUGGAUUCCAGAGAGUUUGUCUUGAAUGGCAUAUGUUCCAGUUUGCUUCACAGGUAUAAAAAAAUUGAAAAGUUCUUGGAAUUACGCCCUGUAGACAGAGUUUCAAAGUUGAUUUCAAUGAGUACGGAUUAUCUCGACUGUUUUUCACAACUCAGUGAUAUAGAAGAUCAAAUGGGCGAUAGAGAUGGGGAAAGAGAGCUGCAUAGAGAAGACUUCAUGUUACUAAGAGUAUACUCCCGAGAAAGUCGAGGCUAUAAAACUAUUAUUCUGGCAAUGAUACAAACUAUUGCCAAGAGAUAUAACGUUGAAUCGUAUCUUGCCCGAGAUCAUUUGGUAGUCACCGAACCAGAUUUCCCAGGUGGUCAAGCUUUCGUGACUGUCAAUGAAGAUUUUCAGCCAUAUAUAUUUAAUAAGGAUGAUCUGAUAAGCGUUUGGUCUAGUAAUUACCCCAAUUCAGCAAACUUCGAAACUGCAGCUCUACCAGCACUGUUAGAACCAAUAUCGAUACAACAUCUCCUUACGGAAUUCUUCCGUGAAUUACUACGAUGCAAGCCCAGGCCAUUUGAAGAUUAUCCUAAUAGAGCGCAUGGAUUACGCGAUAUGUUUCCAUAUGGAAAAGUGGAAGUUCCAAGGGAUGUAACCAUGUACUUUGCAUUCAUAUUCGAUCUUUUUGAUGCUAUGUUUGAAUCUGGAAUGACAAGCUUGCGGGGCCAAAUGUUAAGAGACCUAUUGAAUUACGUGAAUGCCAAUAAUUUCGGCGAUUUAAAUAUUAUCAUUGGACAGAAUGCCCUUGAAGAACCGAAUGAUUGCUGGUGCAAUAAAAGAGACUACGUCCUUUUAGAUGAUGAUGAUAAAAUCGGGUACUUCUUCCAGGAUAUUGAAACCCAGGAUACCUUAUGUGCUUUAAAUCAAUAUAAGGUAGACGGGAAAGUGUUCAUAACGACAAUAGAUAUUUUGGGUGAUAUAAGAGUCCGCCUAGCAGAGGGGCUGAUGCCCUUUCGAGGAGAUUGUGAUAAGUUGUGGGGGAGCAUUUCCCCAGUGGUUCCACGAACUGACUGGGGGCUCUUUUUCAAAGGCUACGACAGUGAAAAGCAGAGAAUGCAACUCAGCGCUUACACACAGGAGAGGCUCUUUGAUCUUAUAGAUAAAUAA